GGGCAUGCUAUAUCUCUCUGUAUAACACAGGAGGUAGGCUAGCUGUCUGUUUCCAGGUCGGAGUGUUAGAACAAUAGCUUGCCCAUCCCCUGUAUAGUGGCCCCUCCUCUCUAUUAGCUCUCCUCCUGCUGUCUACUGGGUUCCAGCUUUAGGGCAGCAGCUCCUCAUUGAGUUCCUUGGAUUGAAAGCAGGAUGGGGUCCCAAACAGCAGCCAGGUCCUGUGCCCAGCCGGGGCGAGGUAGGAAUGGGGGAGAGGGAUAUCCAGCAUGUGGGGUAUGGCAUUGUGUGGUCAGUGUACACACCCAACCUCCACCCCCACCCCAGCUCAGUGGGUACACAGAGACAGAGAGUCUGACACACUGGAUACAUUGUAACCCACUGUCUGAUAUACAAUAAUAUAUAAUAUACUGACUGCUGGAUACAUUGUAACCCACUGUCUGAUAUACAAUAAUAUAAUAUACUGACUGCUGGAUACAUUGUAACCCACUGUCUGAUAUACAAUAAUAUAAUAUAAUAUACUGACUGCUGGAUACAUUGUAACCCACUGUCUGAUAUACAAUAAUAUAAUAUACUGACUGCUGGUACAUUGUAUCACCCUGUCUGAUAUACAAUAAUAUAAUAUACCGACUGCUGGUACAUUGUAUCACCCUGUCUGAUAUACUAUAAUAUAAUAUACUGACUGCUGGAUACAUUGUAACACCCUGUCUGAUAUACAAUAAUAUAAUAUACUGACUGCUGGAUACAUUGUAACACCCUGUCUGAUAUACAAUAAUAUAAUAUACUGACUGCUGGAUACAUUGUAACCCACUGUCUGAUAUACAAUAAUAUAAUAUAAUAUACUGACUGCUGGAUACAUUGUAACACCCUGUCUGAUAUACAAUAAUAUAAUAUACUGACUGCUGGAUACAUUGUAACACCCUGUCUGAUAUACUAUAAUAUAAUAUACUGACUGCUGGAUACAUUGUAACACCCUGUCUGAUAUACAAUAAUAUAAUAUACUGACUGCUGGUACAUUGUAUCACCCUGUCUGAUAUACAAUAAUAUAAUAUACUGACUGCUGGAUACAUUGUAACCCACUGUCUGAUAUACAAUAAUAUAAUAUAAUAUACUGACUGCUGGAUACAUUGUAACCCACUGUCUGAUAUACAAUAAUAUAAUAUACUGACUGCUGGAUACAUUGUAACCCACUGUCUGAUAUACAAUAAUAUAAUAUAAUAUACUGACUGCUGGAUACAUUGUAUCACCCUGUCUGAUAUACUAUAAUAUAAUAUACUGAUUGCUGGAUACAUUGUAACCCACUGUCUGAUAUACUAUAAUAUAAUAUACUGACUGCUGGAUACAUUGUAACACCCUGUCUGAUAUACUAUAAUAUAAUAUACUGACUGCUGGAUACAUUGUAUCACCCUGUCUGAUAUACUAUAAUAUAAUAUACUGACUGCUGGAUACAUUGUAACACCCUGUCUGAUAUACAAUAAUAUAAUAUACUGACUGCUGGAUACAUUGUAACCCACUGUCUGAUAUACAAUAAUAUAAUAUAAUAUACUGACUGCUGGAUACAUUGUAACACCCUGUCUGAUAUACAAUAAUAUAAUAUACUGACUGCUGGAUACAUUGUAUCACCCUGUCUGAUAUACUAUAAUAUAAUAUACUGACUGCUGGAUACAUUGUAACACCCUGUCUGAUAUACAAUAAUAUAAUAUACUGACUGCUGGAUACAUUGUAACACCCUGUCUGAUAUACUAUAAUAUAAUAUACUGACUGCUGGAUACAUUGUAACCCACUGUCUGAUAUACAAUAAUAUAAUAUAAUAUACUGACUGCUGGAUACAUUGUAACCCACUGUCUGAUAUACAAUAAUAUAAUAUACUGACUGCUGGAUACAUUGUAACCCACUGUCUGAUAUACAAUAAUAUAAUAUAAUAUACUGACUGCUGGAUACAUUGUAUCACCCUGUCUGAUAUACUAUAAUAUAAUAUACUGACUGCUGGAUACAUUGUAACCCACUGUCUGAUAUACAAUAAUAUAAUAUAAUAUACUGACUGCUGGAUACAUUGUAACACCCUGUCUGAUAUACUAUAAUAUAAUAUACUGACUGCUGGAUACAUUGUAUCACCCUGUCUGAUAUACUAUAAUAUAAUAUACUGACUGCUGGAUACAUUGUAACACCCUGUCUGAUAUACAAUAAUAUAAUAUACUGACUGCUGGAUACAUUGUAACACCCUGUCUGAUAUACAAUAAUAUAAUAUACUGACUGCUGGAUACAUUGUAACACCCUGUCUGAUAUACUAUAAUAUAAUAUACUGACUGCUGGAUACAUUGUAACCCACUGUCUGAUAUACAAUAAUAUAAUAUACUGACUGCUGGUACAUUGUAUCACCCUGUCUGAUAUACUAUAAUAUAAUAUACUGACUGCUGGAUACAUUGUAACCCACUGUCUGAUAUACAAUAAUAUAAUAUAAUAUACUGACUGCUGGAUACAUUGUAUCACCCUGUCUGAUAUACUAUAAUAUAAUAUACUGACUGCUGGAUACAUUGUAACACCCUGUCUGAUAUACUAUAAUAUAAAAUACUGACUGCUGGAUACAUUGUAACCCACUGUCUGAUAUACAAUAAUAUAAUAUACUGACUGCUGGAUACAUUGUAACACCCUGUCUGAUAUACUAUAAUAUAAUAUACUGACUGCUGGAUACAUUGUAACCCACUGUCUGAUAUACAAUAAUAUAAUAUACUGACUGCUGGAUACAUUGUAACCCACUGUCUGAUAUACAAUAAUAUAAUAUACUGACUGCUGGAUACAUUGUAACCCCCUGUCUGAUAUACAAUAAUAUAAUAUACUGACUGCUGGAUACAUUGUAACCCCCUGUCUGAUAUACUAUAAUAUAAUAUACUGACUGCUGGAUACAUUGUAACCCACUGUCUGAUAUACAAUAAUAUAAUAUACUGACUGCUGGAUACAUUGUAACCCACUGUGUGAUAUACAAUAAUAUAAUAUACUGACUGCUGGAUACAUUGUAACCCACUGUCUGAUAUACAAUAAUAUAAUAUACUGACUGCUGGAUACAUUGUAUCACCCUGUCUGAUAUACUAUAAUAUAAUAUACUGACUGCUGGAUACAUUGUAACCCACUGUCUGAUAUACAAUAAUAUAAUAUAAUAUACUGACUGCUGGAUACAUUGUAACCCACUGUCUGAUAUACAAUAAUAUAAUAUACUGACUGCUGGUACAUUGUAUCACCCUGUCUGAUAUACAAUAAUAUAAUAUACUGACUGCUGGAUACAUUGUAACACCCUGUCUGAUAUACAAUAAUAUAAUAUACUGACUGCUGGAUACAUUGUAACACCCUGUCUGAUAUACAAUAAUAUAAUAUACUGACUGCUGGAUACAUUGUAACCCACUGUCUGAUAUACAAUAAUAUAAUAUACUGGCUGCUGGAUACAUUGUAUCACCCUGUCUGAUAUACUAUAAUAUAAUAUACUGACUGCUGGAUACAUUGUAUCACCCUGUCUGAUAUACUAUAAUAUAAUAUACUGACUGCUGGAUACAUUGUAUCACCCUGUCUGAUAUACUAUAAUAUAAUAUACUGACUGCUGGAUACAUUGUAACACCCUGUCUGAUAUACUAUAAUAUAAAAUACUGACUGCUGGAUACAUUGUAACCCACUGUCUGAUAUACAAUAAUAUAAUAUACUGACUGCUGGAUACAUUGUAACACCCUGUCUGAUAUACUAUAAUAUAAUAUACUGACUGCUGGAUACAUUGUAACCCACUGUCUGAUAUACAAUAAUAUAAUAUACUGACUGCUGGAUACAUUGUAACCCACUGUCUGAUAUACAAUAAUAUAAUAUAAUAUACUGACUGCUGGAUACAUUGUAACCCACUGUCUGAUAUACAAUAAUAUAAUAUACUGACUGCUGGUACAUUGUAUCACCCUGUCUGAUAUACAAUAAUAUAAUAUACUGACUGCUGGAUACAUUGUAACACCCUGUCUGAUAUACAAUAAUAUAAUAUACUGACUGCUGGAUACAUUGUAACACCCUGUCUGAUAUACAAUAAUAUAAUAUACUGACUGCUGGAUACAUUGUAACCCACUGUCUGAUAUACUAUAAUAUAAUAUACUGACUGCUGGAUACAUUGUAACACCCUGUCUGAUAUACAAUAAUAUAAUAUACUGACUGCUGGAUACAUUGUAUCACCCUGUCUGAUAUACAAUAAUAUAAUAUACUGGCUGCUGGAUACAUUGUAUCACCCUGUCUGAUAUACAAUAAUAUAAUAUACUGGCUGCUGGAUACAUUGUAUCACCCUGUCUGAUAUACAAUAAUAUAAUAUACUGACUGCUGGAUACAUUGUAACCCACUGUCUGAUAUACUAUAAUAUAAUAUACUGACUGCUGGAUACAUUGUAUCACCCAAUGUAAUGUCCACACUCUGCAUAUAGUCUAUGAUGGAUACUCCCUGGUUAUUACAUUAUAUACAUUGUCCUUUAAUAUGAUUUUUCUUUGAAAGUUGGGUUUAGGAUCAGAGCUAUGGAUCUUUUAAUAUUUGAGCAGGACAUAUAUCCUGCCUGAGAUUGGUGGGAGUUCCCCAGCAGCAGCUAUCAGUGAUGUGCUAGGACCGUAGCUGGGGAGAGGAGAGUUACACUGUCUGUCUCCUCAGUAACAGGAGAGGGACCAAUGCUGGCAGAUGGAAUGAGCAGCUGCUUCCCUGGAGUGUAACUCCCAUCAAUCAUGCUGUGCUGCCUUGAGAUUGGGGUCCCACGUGAUGCCAUGUCAAUCCCACCAUGCAAUCUGGUUUUAAACGCACAUCAUCACAGCCUGUCGAUUGACAUAUACCUACACUAAGUAUAUAUAUAUUGUCUGUCUGUCUGUCCUGUCUGUGUGUCUGUGCUAACCAAACGCGCCAUCGUUUACCAAACCGACUGCGCCAUCGUUUACCAAACCGACUGCGCCAUCGUUUACCAAACCGACUGCGCCAUCGUUUACCAAACCGACUGCGCCAUAGUUAACCAAACCGACUGCGCCAUCGCUAACCAAACCGACUGCGCCAUCGCUAACCAAACCGACCGCGCCAUCGCUAACCAAACCGACUGCGCCAUAGUUAACCAAACCGACUGCGCCAUAGUUAACCAAACCGACUGCGCCAUCGCUAACCAAACCGACUGUGCCAUAGUUAACAAAACCGACUGCACUAUUGGCAAGUGUGUUGGUUUAAUUAGUGAUUGGGAAUAAUGCAGAUGUCGGCAAAAAAGAUGAUUGAGAGCUAGGGGACAGCCAGUAAAUGCUGUUUUUAGUAUUUUUUUUUUGUGCUUACCACCAGAGGGAUAAAAAGGAGGCUCCGUAAAAUAAAUAAAUAAUGUAUGUUUUUUCUAUCCGUGUGCUGAUUAGUACAUACAGUACGUACAUAAUAUUACAUUGUGUAUAUUUUGCAGUACACACAUAUAGUUUCUCCCAUAGGCAAGUAGACCCCUCACAUUUUUGUAAAUAUUUUAUUAUAUCUUUUCAUGUGACAACAAUGAAGAAAUCACACUCUGCUACAAUGUAAAGUAGUAAGUGUACAGCCUGUAUAACAGUGUGAAUUUGCUGUCCCCUCAAAAUAACGCAACACACAGCCAUUAAUGUCUAAACAGUUGGCAACAAAAGUGAGCACACCCCUAAGUGGAAAUGUCCAAAUUGGGCCCAAAGUGUCAAUAUUUUGUGUGGCCACCAUUAUUUUCCAGCACUGCCUUAACCCUCAUGGGCAUGGAGCUCACCAGAGCUUCACAGGUUGCCACUGGAGUCCUUUUCCACUUCCCCAUGACGGCAUGACGGAGCUGGUGGAUGUUAGAGACCUUCCGUUUGAGGAUGCCUCACAGAUGCUCAAUAGGGUUUAGGUCUGGAGACAUGCUUGGGCAGUCCAUCACAUUUACCUGCAGCUUCUUUAGCAAGGCAGUGGUCAUCUUGGAGGUGUGUUUGGGGUCAUUAUCAUGUUGGAAUACUGCCCUGCGGCCCAGUCUCCGGAGGGAGGGGAUCAUGCUCAGCUUCAGUAUGUCACAGUACAUGUUGACAUUCAUGGUUCCCUCAAUGAACUGUAGCUCCCCAGUGCCGACAGCACUCAUGCAGGCGCAGACCAUGACACUCUGACCAACAUGCUUGACUGUAGGCAAGACACACUUGUCUUUGUACUCAUCACCUGGUUGCAGCCACACACGCUUGACACCAUCUGAACCAAAAAAGUUUUAUCUUGGUCUCAUCGGACCACAGGACAUGGUUCCAGUAAUCCAUGUCCUUAGUAUACUUGUCUUCAGCAAACUGUUUGGGGGGCUUUCUUGUGCAUCAUAUUUAGAAGAGACUUAAUUCUGGGACGACAGUCAUGCAGACCAAUUUGAUGCAGUGUGCGGCUUAUGGUCUGAGCACUGACAGGCUGACCCCCCACCCCUUCAACUUCUACAGCAAUGCUGGCAGUACUGAUAGGUCUAUUUCCCAGAGACAACCUCUGGAUAUGACGCCAAGCACAUGCACUGUUCGACCAUGGCGAGGGCUGUUCUGAUUGGAACCUGUUCUGUGAAACCGCUGUAUGGUCUUGCCCACCGUGCUGCAUCUCAGGUUCAGGGUCUUGGCAAUCUUCUUAUAGCCUAGGCCAUCUUUAUGUAGAGCAACAAUUCAUUUUACAGAUCCUCAGAGAUGUCUUUCCCAUGAGGUGCCAUGUUGAACUUCCAGUGACCAGUAUGAGAGAGAGUGUGAGAGUGAUAACACCACAUUUAACACACCUGCUCCCCAUUCACACCUGAGACCUUGUAACACUAACAAGUCACAUGACACCGGGGAGGUAAAAUGGCUAAUUUAGGCCCAAUUUGGACAUUUCCAUUUUGGGGUGUACUCACUUUUGUUGCCAACGGUUUAAACAUUAAUGGCUGUGUGUUGUUAUUUUGAGGGGACCGCAAAUUCACACUGUUAUACAGGCUGUACACUUACUACUUUACAUUGUAACAGAGUUUCAUGUCUUCAGUGUUGUCACAUGAAGCACAGCUGUAUAUAUUGUAUAGUAUUGUAUGUCACUGUAUUCUGUAUAUAACAUGCCUGGCCUUAUAUAUUGUAUAUGUCAUGUAACGUGUCGAGAGGAGGCAGAAUAUUCUGUUAAACUAAGGAUGGGGCAUGUGGCCAUGUGUGUUAAUUGGGGCAGUUUCCUGUAAUCCUAUUUAGAAUUGCUAUAGUAGCAUCAUGUUACACUGUGAUGUAAUUCACUGAGUUCAUAUUAACCCUUCCACAGUAUGUCAGAAUCCCAUACAGGCCACUCCUGUACAGCCCAGGGUGGGGGUCUGAGAACAUAUCAGCUGGUAACAGGAUGCACUGACUGUCUGGGAAAACAUUAGGCUAAGACUACAAUCACUUCACAUUAAUCCUAUUGAUGUUCAGUCACCGCUUUUGUUAAGGGACCUUAUUAGUCUGUGGGUUCUCUAUCUAACUGCACACACAGGUCUCUGCAGCUCUAAAGCUGUGUGUUAAAUUGCUAGCUCUGUGGGUUGCAGGUCACUUUUUUCUAUAUACUGUAUUCUCUCUGUGUUAUGUUAGUACCUGCUCUCACAGUGUUGUUGGCUCUGUCUCCUGUUUAUAGUUUCAGGAUGUGAUUAGGAGAAUUUUCCCUUCCUGGAUGAUGAUCGUAGGAAGUUGAGCCUUUCCUGUCUCCGUUACGCACAGAGCAGUUAUGGGGUUAACGUCAGGUUAGGAUGGUGGAAACUAACACGUUGCUGCCAGGGAACCCUUGUACUAACACAGAGACCAUUUAAAUUCAUGGGCAUGCAUCCUGUCCGUCUGGGUAUUGCCCCUAUCACAACUGCUCUGCACCUCAACCAGACCACGCUGGGAAUAGGAAACUUCCUCGUAAAAGGGCAAUCCACAUGUGGGCUGCUUGCAGAGGCAGCAGUGUCUAGGGUGGUCCUCUGGUGGGACAAAAACAAUCAAAGAAGAAAUUGGAUCCCAUGGAGCCCAGUCAGGUCCCCUCUUCUUAUUCUUCACAUCGAGAUGGUUUUGGGGGCCCAGCAAAUUCAUGGUCUAACUUGAGGUCCUUUCAUUCUUUACAAACAGAUGAUUAUUGGGGCCAAGCAAAUUCAUGGUCUAACCCUAGGCACAGGGCCGGUCUACCACUUCAUUCUUCACAAAUCUAUUGCAGCCCCAUAAGUCAUUGUGCUAUGUCAUAGCUACACACACACUAUAUAUAUAUAUAUAUAUAUAUAUAUAUAUAUAUAUAUAUAUAUAUAAUUUAUUAUUGGAAUAUUCAAAAUAUUAGUCCUUUUAGGGUAAUUAAAUUAUACAGUAAAGCAUACUCACAUGCACACACAGACAAGGUUACUGGUACACACACAAAUUUAGUACAGACAAACUCUGAUACACACACACAAGCUUACUACAGACAAGCUCACUGCACACACAUGCUCACCACAAACAGGAGCAGACACACCCAUGCUCCCUACAGACAAGCUCACUAACACAUAAACAAUCCCUACGGACAAGCUCACUGACACACAUACAAGCUCACUCACUAGCAGGCACACACACAAACUCACUAGCAGGUGCACACACACAGAAGCUCCCUCACUAGCAGAUGCACACACACAGAGAAGCUCACUCACUAGCAGAUGCGCACACACACACAGAGGGCCGGUGCAAGGAUUUUUGCCGCCCUAGGCAAAAGUAAAGUUUGCCCCCCCCCCCCGUGUGAAUUCACAAUGCCCCACCCAUAUGAUCUGCCAUGUUAACUAACGCCAGUGCUGCAGUGCUGCUGUGUUUACAUUAAAAGGCCUGCAGGGACAGGCUAUAGACACCAGAACCACUACAUUAAGCUGCAGUGGUUCUGGGGACUAUAGUGUUUCUUUAAUGUGAGGUAAAUUAGAGCUUAGUGCCACGAAUAAUAUACUAGAUUGCCUACUUACAACCAGAUGAGGAUGAUGAUGGGCGCUAGCUGCAGUCUGGCUCCACUGGUCUGGUGUAGAACAGGCUCUCUGGAGGCUGUUUGUAACUGUGGUCACAAAAAUCAAUGUUCUGGGAGUUUGAGUUUGUUCACAGGGGGUGGAGUGUGUAGGGGAUGUCCUGAUAUGUGUGUAAAGAAUGCGUUGUGUGAAUCUGUGUUUGUAUGUGUAAGGACUGCAAGGUGUGUUUCUGUGUAUAUAUGGGAUGCAGUGUGUGAGUCUGUAAGGGGUGCAUUGAGUGUGUGUAAGGAAUGCAUUGUGUGUUUCUGUGUGUGUAAGGGAUGCAUUGUGUGUGUGUCUGUGUGUGUAAUGCAUUGUGUGUUUUUCUGUGUGCAAGGGGUGCAUUGUCUUUGUGUGUAAGGGGUGCAUUGUGUGUGUGUGAUGGAUGUCAGUCUCUCCCCCCUCCCUUGUCACUCUCUUCUCCCCCUCUCCCUCCCUUGUCACUAUCUUCUCCCCCUCCCUUGUCUCUCCCUUCUCCCCUCCCCACUCUCAUUUCCCCCUCCCUCCCCUGUCACUCGCACCCCCUGUCAAUUUCUUCUUCUCCCCCCGUCAAUUUCUUCUUCUCCCCCCUUCCCUACCAGUUUCUUCUUCUCCCCCCUCCCCCACCUCUGUUGUAGCGUGGCGGAGCUCUGCAUGGUCCGCGGGUACAGGGAGCUUUUGUUUCCUGUACCCGGCCGGACUAACACUCAUGUGCACUUCCUGUUAGUCCGGCCGGGUACAGGAGACAGAUGCUCCCUGUACCUCUGGACCAUACAGAGCUCGGCCACGCUACAGUGAGGGAGUGACAGGAGGGAGCACUGAGCACUUCCCUCCUGUCGGCCUUAUCAGCCAUCUACACACAGGGAGACAGCCACACACAGGAAGACAGUCAAACACACACAGGCAGAUAGCCACACACUCUCUCACAAACACACACAGGCAGACAGUCAUACAUAAACACACAGGCUGUCACACACACACACACAGGCAGUCACACACACACACGCACACACACAGAGACACACUGACCUGCUUCUUACCUCCACAUCCCUUGGAGCUCCUGGAGGCUGGUUGUUGGGGAAGCAGGGACUCCUUCCUGCUUCCCAUGCUGCAGUUAGCCAGGCCCCCUGCCGCAUGCUAGCUCCGCCCCACUGCGUGCUAGCUCCAGCCCCGCCGCACAUUAUUUGUUGUUUUUUUUUUAUGAUCCGGGGCGGCCAUGUGUGAGCUGUGCCGGCCGCCUGGCUCCCAAAGCUCACACAUGGCCAGCCAGGAUCACAAGAGCCAAUGAUAAGGGCUGUCAGCCCAGCACCAGGUGUCGCGGCCCACCGGGAAAUUUCACUACAUAACUACACUACAUCAGACUGUAAGCACUCUAUCUGAGCCAAGUCCAGUGGCUGAGACGAUUAACUCACACUCUCAGCCAAUGAGCCAGCUCUGUGGGAUUAGAGCUGGAGAAAGAACGCCAGAUUUUGUCUGCUCGUUGCUAGAUGUAGUGGAGGUGGGAAGCAGUUCCUUCUAUUAGAAGGCUGUUCCACGUAGCUCCUGCCCAUUAGUGGGCCUCCUUAGAAUUCUAACUGAAUCAUGCCAUUAUUGUGUGUGUAUAUCUAUAUACUAUAUCACGUGCUGCCCCCGUAUAGCACAGGGCAGGAUGCAGUAUUUGGUGAUAGGACGGGGCAAUAAAGUAAUACUCAACGGGUUUACAAAUCCGAGUUUUAGUUCAGACAUUCAGCACUAAAUAAAUAACAGCAUUGAAUGAAAAGGAAAUUCUUUUCCUGUCGCCAACGAUAAAAAUAAAUAUUUGGGAUGUAAAACGUACUAAAGGAAAAGUCUGAAUGUAUUUCCUGUCUGGGAUCUGCUCCCAACAACAUAUUAUAUCUGUGUCACCCCGCACGAGGUACAGACGCAUAGCGCCCCCUGUCUGUGUCACCCUGCACGAGGGACAGACUCAUAGUGCCUCUGGCUGUGUCACCCUGCACGAGGGACAGACUCAUAGUGCCCCUGGCUGUGUCACCCCGCACGAGGCAUAGACUCAUAACGCCCCCUGUCUGUGUCACCCUGCACGAGGGACAGACUCUUAGUGCCCCUGAUUGUGUCACCCCGCACGAGGCAUAGACUCAUAGCGCCCCGUCUGUGUCACCCUGCACGAGGGACAGACUCCUAGUGCCCCUGGCUGUGUCACCCUGCACGUGGCAUAGACUCAUAGCGCACCCUGACUGUGUCACCCCGCACGAGGCAUAGACUCAUAGCGCCCUUUGGCUGUGUCACCCUGCACGAGGGACAGACUCAUAGUGCCCCUGACUGUGUCACCCUGCACGAGGCAUAGACUCAUAGUGCCCCCUGGCUGUGUCACCCUGCACGAGGGACAGACUCAUAGUGCCCCUGACUGUGUCACCCUGCACGAGGCAUAGACUCAUAGUGCCCCCUGUCUGUGUCACCCUGCACGAGGGACAGACUCAUAACGCCCCCUGUCUGUGUCACCCUGCAUGAGGGACAGACUCAUAGCGCCCCCUGUCUGUGUCACUGUGUCACCCUGCACGAGGGACAGACCCAUAACGCCCCCUGUCUGUGUCACCCUGCAUGAGGGACAGACUCAUAGCGCCCCCUGUUUGUGUCACUGUGUCACCCUGCACGAGGGACAGACCCAUAACGCCGCCUGUCUGUCACUGUGUCACCCUGCUGGGGGAGGGACAGACUCAUAGCGCCCCCUGUCUGUGUCACUGUGUCACCCUGCAGGGGGAGGGACAGACUCAUAGCGCCCCCUGUCUGUGUCACUGUGUCACCCUGCAGGGGGAGGGACAGACUGGUAGCGUCCCCUGUCUGUGUCACUGUGUCACCCUGCAGGGGGAGGGACAGACUCAUAGCGCCCCCUGUCUGUGUUGCUCAGGAGGUAAUGUUAGACUCCUGGGUCCUCCCAUUAAUGUAGUUAUUAAAGGGGUUUGUAAGAUCUCUGAAAUUUUUGUUGUCUUUUUUUUUUCCCCUUAAGAUGUUCUGUUUUUUUUCUAUUUAUAAAAUUUAGGAAGGCACAGCCAGGGCACACACUAUUAUGUGAAAGUGUGUUUAUAUUGUGGUUUUGUCAUAAAGCAGUAUUUAAUACAUAUUUUUUUUCUUUUUUCUUGCAGUUUUACCUAUAAUGCGAUUGUGACAUUUUUGACAAAAUGUCAGCCAUGGAAGCCCUCCCCCCUCUUGUCCCCUUAUCCCAGAAGCCUGUCCGCAUCAUUAAAGCCAAGCCUCCAAACCGUCCUCCUCCUAACUUGCCCCCAAAACCUCCCCAGAAGCCUCCUCCAUGUCCCCCCAAUCCUGUUCCGAUCCCCGUGAAGCAGUCUGUCGUGGAACUCCCAGGAUCCUGUGUGGCUGAGCCCUCUGUGUCUGGUAUUUCGGUGAAGAAGAUUGCUGGACUCUUCCAGAAGGAUUAUAUUGUGGGCAAUGGAGAGGACUCACACCCACCCAUACCUCCUAAACCGGCGGGAAUCUUGUUCAAGGAUGAAAAGGUUCUGCCAGAGAAAACAUCGGACUCUGCAAACUUUCCACCUGAAGUGCAAGACGAGAAGGAGAGAGUGUCGAUGUGCCCCCCUCGUGAGUACAUUUGUGGGUAAUUUAUGAUGUCAUAAGGUUAUUCACCUCCGAUACUCCGGAUAUUGUGGCCUACAUCUCCGCCGAUGCUUUGCCAGCAUUGUGGGAGAUGUGGACUAUUUCAGUACUCCAGAUGUUUAAGAUAGCCUACCCUCGUUCUAAAGAGUGAAUAGUCAGAAAUUCGAAGUGAGUUUUACAUUUUAGACGAAUAUUCUCUAAAUGGAAACCUAGCUGUCUUUUUUACAAUUCAACUAUUCUUGUCUAAAGUUUAAAAUACACUUUUGUAUCCAGUGAAAGUUCUGUUCAUUAAAUUGUGGAUUGUAGUUAGUUGAUCUGUAUUGCUAAAGUACCUAGCUUUGACGGUAGUACUCGUCUAUUGUGGCUUUUGGUUGUGGUUAUCAAUGCCUUCUAUGCCAGACAGCUAUUUCACCGAACUAUUCCCCUCUAGUUAGAAUGCCGAGCAAUCGCCCUCCAGCUCAAUAACUGAAAUAUUUCAAUGACUGCCUGUACACUGUUGGGGCUACACAGAUCCCCCAACAUUGGGAUUGAUGAAAUCAGGAUGGGUGGCUGGUGACACUCAUAAUGGCCAAGCCCAUCUACUGAAAGGGAUGCCUGGCUCACAGCUUGCCCUCUACAUACAGGGCCAUACAGAGGGCACCGGUGAAGCACUGUUUGCAUGGUCUUCGUGCCCACAGCAUUCGCUUCUUACAAUGCACUUGCGUUGUACUGCUCGGGGACAGACCCCUGGUAUGCAGGACACCAAGGAAAUUUUGAUGGCCGGACAGGACCACAAAAUCCCUGCUGUUGAAAGCAAGACUGUAAGGAGCCCUGGACUACGUGACCGGAAUUGGGGGAAGGAAAGCCCUUCUCCAUCUCCCCUAUUGUAUGAUAGACCUCCUAUUGUAUGAUAGACCUCUGGCUGGCUGACAGUUAUGGGAGUUGUAUUUGUACACUGUCUGAGCUACAGGUUGACUCAUGCCAGCUGACGGAUUGAGUUGGACUAACUAAGAUUCAAUUGGAUUUAUGUCAACCAGAUGAAAUUGCUGGAGCCGGCCUCUGUUGCUAGACUGACAAAAAUUCCUGAGAGCAACCGAUAUUUACUUCCUCGAUAAUUAGAGAGUGAAUCACUUUCUUCGUUAACACGCCUUGUUAUAAGAAACUAGCUGUGUUUUCAUUCCUGGAGGAUAUAUGUGACUGUGCACCGGUGAUCUGGAAUUCACAUAAAUAUAUGCAGAUUGUCAAAUGAAAAACAAACCCUAAAACAUUAAGGGAGUCUACAACAGCAGUUAUUUUGAUUUUAGACACAACACCAACAAUUUAAAGAUCAGGAUACGUUAUACAAUGUAUUAAAAACCUGUUUUAUAAAAUAUAUAUAUUGUUGAGAAAUUACAUUAUAACAACGAUAAGGUUUCUAGGUGUGAACCUGGGCUCAGUGACCCCCAAUUAUUUAACCUGUUAACGCCAACCUUUCUUAUUGUAUAGUAUAUACCUUAUUGUAUAGUAUACAGCUUAAUGCAGUGGUUCCGGUGUCUAUAGCCAGUCCCUGCAGGCUUUUCAGAGAAAUGUCAGUGUUUACAUUGCUGCCUAGCAGAACCUCCAGUGACAGUCACUUAAAUGGCCACUAAUGGUGCUUCCUGUGUCAGUGCUGCAUAAUGUGCAGCACUGACAUUCAGCGUAUCCAUACUCUGCAUGCAAACGCUGAACACUCCCCAUAGAGAUGUAUUGAGUCUAUUGACUAUAUGAGGAGAUGCUGAUUAGCGCAUGCACAAUAGCCUCCCAAUGCUUUCCUAUGGCAUUGGCUGAGAUCAUCAAAUGUGAUAGUGUGAGUGGCCGGCAACCAUUACUGUAUCUUGUGAUGUGAUAUGUGACGCUGCAGUUGGAGCGAUAAUUAUUUCCCCUUUUAUUACUAUUACCAUGUGCCAUUAAUAUAUGUAUAUAACGUUAUUUGUGUAAAUUGAGGGCUGGACACACAUGGCACAUCCAUGGCUGCCAGGGGCGAGGCUCUUACAGGACCGCGUUUCUGCCGAUUAAUUUUGAUGCACCCCAUCACCUCUGUUUUACAUUGGACUAAUGAGCAGCAAUGGGUGGCUGUGAUUGGCUGAGAGUGAAAACAUUCCAGAGACACUUUAACUUCUUUAAGGAACACUAUAGUCACCUAAAUUACUUUAGCUAAAUAAAGCAGUUUUCGUGUAUAGAUCAUUCCCCUGCAAUUUCACUGCUCAAUUCACUGUCAUUUAGGAGUUAAAUCGCCUUGUUUCUGUUUAUGCAGCCCUAGCCACACCUCCCCUGGCUAUGAUUGACAGAGCCUGCAUGAAAAAAAAAAACAGAUGUAAUUUACCUUAAAUAAUUGUAUCUCAAUCUCUAAAUUGAACUUUAAUCACAUACAGGAGGCUCUUGCAGGGUCUAGCAAGCUUUUAACAUAGCAGGGGAUAAGAAAAUCUUAAUUAAACAGAACUUGCAGUAAAGAAAGCCUAAAUAGGGCUCUCUUUACAGGAAGUGUUUAUGGAAGGCUGUGCAAGUCACAUGCAGGGAGGUGUGACUAGGGUUCAUAACCAAAGGGAUUUAACUCCUAAAUGGCAGAGGAUUGAGCAGUGAGGCUGCAGGGGCAUGUUCUAUACACCAAAACUGCUUCAUUAAGCUAAAGUUGUUCAGGUGACUAUAGUGUCCCUUUAAUAUCUGUCUCAUAGAUGUUUCCAACAUGGAAUCUAUCAGAUGUGUCUUCAAACAGGAAGUCAUCCCGGCAGUCUGCUAUUACAUCAUCUAUCUUGGACCAGUUUAUGGCAGAGAUAUAGGCCGUCUUUAUUUCAUAACAAUUCCUGUGCCAGCUCUCGGCAGAUUAUGCUAUCGGAUUCCGUUUUGCCAAAGAUAGAUCACUAGCGAUUUUGUUAAUGAAUUGCCUUUUUUUGAUUAGGCAGCCAGCAGUGUACCAGUUAGGUCCAAGGGAUGGGUUCUUGCAGGCAGUACGAUAUUAUGGAGGGCGAGCUGGAACACUCUGUGAGGUUCUAUAUUGGGCAGUCGGCUAUCAGACCUUCCAGAUUGGCUUUGGUCUACCGUCUGAUAAUAUUUGCAGGAACAUGUUGUAUAAACAGACAUUUCUGUUAUGUAAACAGAAUCUGGAUUGUUGGAAACUCUGCAGGGUUGUUAUUGUAUAAAGAGGUUUAACAUGGUAUUAAUGCCAUGUAGCACCCCCGCUAGGCAGUCUAUUCUACAUUACAGUCAGCAUAUUGGGUGAUUUGUCUAUUCUCUCACCAAAAGGAGAAAUAGUCUGAAACCCUUUCUGUUAUGUUAUAACCUAUCCAAACAAUGGAUAUUUGGUUGAUGAGAUCACUGGUGGCAAACGUGGGUUGCAAGUCAUACCUAAUGGUUAUUCACCACAUUCUACAGAUCUAUUUGGCCCACUAUGGAGGGCUGGGGGGUUGUGUAUUGUUUUUUUUUUUUUUUUGUGUGUUUUUUCUUCAAUAUGCCUGUCACUUGACUUCACAUGUAGAACUCGUCUGUCCUGUUUGAGCAAAGGACGAGGAAGUUGGGAUGAUUCAAACAUUUUCAUUUUGAGGCACAUGUGCCUGUGCGUGUUGCUCCUUACUAUUCUAAGAUCAGCAUUGUAGUUCGGUGCAGUCGGAUUUUGUUCUGAUAUGCUGCAUGUUGUGGGUGUGUCGCAUCUUGCAGUUAGUAUAUGAAAACUGUAACUCUGUCAGCUACCGCUCAACGUCGCAUUCCAACAGUCAGUCGUCACAGAGUUUAGCGAUUAAUCAAAUGUGUUCAAAUGAGGUAACAAUCUAUAUGUCACACUAUAUGUAAAGGACCCCAAACACAGAGACCUUAAUCUACAACCUUAGAGCGGCCAGGCUUAACGUAACAAUGGUCAGAGACAUAGACAAGGUCAAGGGUAGGAGAGAUUCAAAUAAACGAUAGACUUGCCAAAAUUUAGGAAUCCAUAGAACAGACUAAAUAAUAAUCCAGCCAAGGUCAGUAACAGGAAAAGAGAAAUAUCACAUCAACGCACUAUUGGGCUAAGCAAGAACCACAACAUGGCAAGAAAGGCCACCAGUUAAAUACUAGUGGUCUGAUUUGGACCACGUUGUAGGGGAGCACCAGAAGACAUGACACCGGCAGACUGCCAACUUCACAUCAACAGCAAAGUCCUUCGUGUAUGACGAAUAAGUGUUCUAGCAUGAGACAUUCGGUGCAACUGCGAGUUCGCGUACAUAGACGUGCCCAAACAAGAAGCUGCGAGGAGCAACACACUGACGGUAGGUAUGACACUAUAAAACUGGCACAAUUAGUGAUGUUUGGGUAGUGAUGGACUAAACCGAUGAAUGGCUAUUCAUGGAAUUAUUUUGGUGACUAAAGUUCCUGUAAAAUUUCCUGCUUGAUCAAUUCUUGAAUCAUAAGAUAUUAUUAAUAAGAACACUCCAUUUAGCCUGUGGCUUUCUCCAACCAAUAGGGACCCACAGCAAUGGCAAGGAUGCCCAGUAUGGAGUACCAAUUCAAAAGUAAAUCAUAUUUGCCCCAUCUGGACACUAUACAGAAAAUAUACUGGACAAUCUCAAGCAAAAGUCAGUGAAAUAAGACCAAGUAAUAGAAAUGUAUAAUGCAAACUAUUCAAUUCUUCUCUGUAUAACACGAUUAAUUCUCCUGCUUCUUCCAAAAGACUGUGGAUGAAACUCCUGUUUUUCCAUCCAUCCAUCCAUAGCUCUAUAUAUUCUCCUACAAUAAUUGGUCCUAAUUAACCACUGUAACUUUUGUGGGGUUUCACUUUAUUUUGGGGGUACUUUUGGGGUGUUUUAAAAAUCAUCUAGUCGCUUGCUGGUGUAUGUAGCUGCCCUUGUCCAGAUUAUAUUAUAUAUAUUUUAUAUCUAUAUACUUUGUACCUAUUUUUAUAUCUAUGUUGAACGUCCUUCUGGUUGAAUCGCUUCUUCACUGGGAAAGUUUGUUCACCUGUUUCUUUAAUAAGUGAUAAUCAGAAGUCCGUUCUCUAAUGCUAUAUAUCGGUGGAGGAAAAUGGGACCUUUGCUCUUCUUUUCCAUUCCAUGAUGUACGUGGCCUGGUGUAUUUAGGAGAUCUAUCUGGGCGAGAGACGCUUUGUCUACAUACUCAUGGCCCCUCGGCUUUGCACUAGGCAUGAACGUUUCAUUUUUCUCCCUGAACAAUACUACUGGUUUCUUUACGGUGAGUAAUCACUUUUUGCUGUUUACUUACCUUCUUUUAGUUCUAUUUUGUUUAUGCUGAGGGUGUAAAUGUCUAAAAUUGCUUUUAUAGCUGCCCCAGGCCAGCAGAAGGGGACGGAGAGAUCCGGUAUGCAAACAGAAACAUCAGAGAAUUUACGAAGGAAUGUUAAAAUGACAAACAAGGAAGUUCUUCCAAUCUGAUGAGCACCUGCAAUGGAAACUCAGCCAUGAAUUCACACAGUUUCACCUACCUCCUAGGAAUCUGGCAUUACCUGCACCAUGCCAUGAAGAGUGGGAAGUCCUAGAGGUUUAUGGCUAUACUUUGUAUUCCCUGUGGCGGAACAGGCCUCGCCACGUGUUCUUGGAGGGGGCUGCUUGCCCGCCUCCUACCUUCUGACUAUGGCCCUGGGAUAUAUGGCAUUUGAAAACACUAUUUGUGCCCUGUGACAAACUGGAGAUUGUGCACAAACAUGACUAUUGUCCAUAUUUUUAUGAUUCCCUUUGUUUGUUGCACUGUUCCCCAUGUGUUUCAUCUGUUGGUCCGGCUGGAUAGACUACCAGACAAACUGUGGAGUUACUGGGUGGCCACCAUUUCAUGUAUCAGAGGCACAUGGUGAGAACAAUGGAUGAAGCACAUGGUGAGAACAAUGGAUGGCGGCCAUUUUAACUCACAGACACUGUUUGGACUUUUCUACACGGUGCCAUCUCGCCAGUAUUUGGUGCACAGAGACAUCGUGCAGUAGUUUUAAACUAUACAACAGGGGACACAUUAUACAGUAAUUAUUUUUCAUAUAGCCUGUAUAUGUUCUGCGGAAUCUGCAUUAAACUGUAUCUUCCAAACUACUGAACGGAUCUGGGUGAAUUUUGGAUAUGUGGUUCACCCAGAUCCCCCGGUUCCCAUUUUUAUGGGGUUAUUGCAUGUUUUGGGGUCCCUGUGAUAUGUUUUAUAAUACUGUAUUUCUCUGCCUGUGAUAAUUAGAUUAACCAUUGUGUUCAGUAAUCAUAUCACAGGCAGAGGGGAGGAUUUUGUGUGGGAGUGUCUGUGUGUAUUGUACGGAUUGAUUGGUUGUAUUUCAAAACCCUGUGGACAGUACUGUGUUUGUGGAUUGUGAAUAAAAGAGGCUGUAUGUGCCAGUCCAGUCAGUUCUUCUUGACCUGAAAACUAAGUGUUGUCUCGUUAUUGGGGGAAUUGGAUUGUAUGCUGAUUGCCAGGAGUGUAAGCUGAUUGUAUGCUUUUCCUGUUCAGCUGCUUACAGCAUUCAUAUGCUUGAGAGCAUUUGUAUGCUUCUCCAGUUCGGUGGUUGUGGUGUCUGCUGCAGUGCUUGGAGUCCUCAGGAAGCGCUAGGAGCAUCCUUCAAUGGAGAUACCCAGUCGGGGUGCCAGGUGAUCAGUUACAUUCCCUGUCUAAUAAAAAGUGGGGGACUUGGUCUUAACACAAUCUUUGUAACUUAUUAGAGAGAUGGAAGGCAGGUUCCCUCAUAGAAUAAAUCAGAGAGACUGAGAUUUGUUGUAUUAUACACUUCUACUUCAGGUUGAUGAAACAACCCUACGGCACAAUAAAGCUUUGCUUCUGCUCAAUUUACUGACCCCCAAAUAUAUCUACUCACCCUUCUUGUGGUAGAAAGGUGUGUAUGGAUGGGUACGUGCACAAAUAUGGGUAUUUACAUAUACCUAAUUAGGUUGCUGCGUACCUUUUUUAUAGGCAAUAACAUUUAUAUGUAUAUAUAAAAUGAUGUGGUUGUGUAGAAACACAGAGCGAUAUUCCAGCCCUAUAUUUAGCUUGAAGUUUAACAAAAAUGUUUUGGAGAAUCUGCUUGAAGGACAGCUGCUGCCGAGUUAAGAAAUGUCAUGGAGGACGGGGGUAAGAGCAGAAGAGGGUAUAGACCCUCACUCAGAUCAUUCAGUAAUGGAUACCCUGUGUUCGGUAAGGGUGGCAGACUCAAUGGGUCAGUAGCCUCUAGUUUCUAGAUAAUUGUUGGACAUUUUACGGCCACUUUCCCAGUGCGUUGAUUCCUUUUAUGUUUGUAUUCCGGUUUAGAAAUAGAAAAAAAAAACGUGAAAAAAAAACAACUAAAUUGUUUAGAAUAAUCUAUUUUUUUUUUUUUUUGCUGCUGCUCCUGGCACUGUGUGUAAAAUGACGCUGCAAACACCCCGAGCGCAAACACUCGGUGGAAAAUAAAUCUGCACUGAUUCCCUGUACACCACGCGCUCGGAAUAUUCUGUAUGAGAGAGAUUUCUCAAAGUGCGCAGAAAUGAUCUGCAAAGUUCGAGUAGCACUGUCGUCAUGGCAUCCAGUAGAAGCGAUAGAUACAUUGGGCGAUAUUUAUCACCAUGUUCUGAAAAAGUUAAAUUCCAUCUUUAUUGUGAUCGUAUUUAUUAGUUUUUUAAAAAGUGAGUUUUCUUUAUAGUAAAUUCUGCCAAAUUUAUAGGGGUGGGAAAAAGAAUUUAUAGCGGUGGGAAAAGUGGCAGAAAAAUGCAAAAAACAGAUUUAAUAGUUUGCUUCAAAAAUUUGCCGACAAUUAGACUAAAAAACGCUGAUGGCAUCUGGAUAAAUAUGUUCCACUUUUAGAACUUUCCACCAUGUUUAAUUGUGAUUCUGCUCCCACUGGCGCAGAGAAUAUUGCCUGGUCUGCGGGAAUGCUUAAUACACAGAUAAUGGCUAGGAAGGGUUAAUCACUCUUUUUUUUUUUUUGGGGGGUGGGGGGGAAUGUGUAACUUUAUCCUUCGUCAGCCCACCCUGAUCUGUCAUUCCCGCUCCCUCCCACCCACUGUCAGUAUGUCCAAGCAGAGCCUCAGACACCAACAGGUACAGAGAAUUGAGUGGGCCCUUUUCAGCCCCCAGGACCAACUGUGAGUGUGUGAGGGGUGAGUGCUUGUAAUAUGUGUAAUAUGUGCCUACUGGCUAUAUACAAUGUAUAUACAAUGUGUAAUGUAUCAUGGUAUGAAAUAUCAGAGAACUGUAUGUGUAAUAUAUGUGUGCUUUAUAUGUGUAUGUAAGAUAUAUGUAUGUAGAAUAUAAUAUGUGGGUGCUGUGUAUUUGUAUAUUAUAUAUAUAUAUAUGUAGAAUAUAAUAUAAGGGUGCUAUAUAUUUGUAUAUAGAAUAUAAUAUAGGGGGUGCUGUGUAUCUGUAUGUAGAAUAUAAUAUAGGGGUGCUGUGUAUAUGUAUGUAGAAUAUAAUAUAGGGGGGCUGUGUAUCUGUAUGUAGAAUAUAAUAUAGGGGUGCUGUGUAUCUGUAUGUAGAAUAUAAUAUAGGGGGGCUGUGUAUCUGUAUGUAGAAUAUAAUAUAGGGGUGCUGUGUAUCUGUAUGUAGAAUAUAAUAUUGGGGGGCUGUGUAUCUGUAUGUAGACUAUAAUAUAGGGGUGCUGUGUAUCUGUAUGUAGAAUAUAAUAUUGGGGGCUGUGUAUCUGUAUGUAGAAUAUAAUAUAGGGGUGCUGUGUAUCUGUAUGUAGAAUAUAAUAUAGGGGUGCUGUGUAUUUGUAUAUAGAAUAUAAUAUAGGGGUGCUGUGUAUCUGUAUGUAGAAUAUAAUAUAGGGGGGCUGUGUAUAUGUAUGUAGAAUAUAAUAUAGGGGUGCUGUGUAUAUGUAUGUAGAAUAUAAUAUAGGGGUGCUGUGUAUCUGUAUGUAGAAUAUAAUAUAGGGGGGCUGUGUAUAUGUAUGUAGAAUAUAAUAUAGGGGUGCUGUGUAUAUGUAUGUAGAAUAUAAUAUAGGGGUGCUGUGUAUCUGUAUGUAGAAUAUAAUAUAGGGGGGCUGUGUAUCUGUAUGUAGAAUAUAAUAUAGGGGGGCUGUGUAUCUGUAUGUAGAAUAUAAUAUAGGGGGGCUGUGUAUCUGUAUGUAGAAUAUAAUAUAGGGGGGCUGUGUAUCUGUAUGUAGAAUAUAAUAUAGGGGUGCUGUGUAUAUGUAUGUAGAAUAUAAUAUAGGGGUGCUGUGUAUCUGUAUGUAGAAUAUAAUAUAGGGGGGCUGUGUAUAUGUAUGUAGAAUAUAAUAUAGGGGUGCUGUGUAUAUGUAUGUAGAAUAUAAUAUAGGGGGGCUGUGUAUCUGUAUGUAGAAUAUAAUAUAGGGGUGCUGUGUAUCUGUAUGUAGAAUAUAAUAUAGGGGGGCUGUGUAUCUGUAUGUAGAAUAUAAUAUAGGGGUGCUGUGUAUCUGUAUGUAGAAUAUAAUAUAGGGGGGCUGUGUAUCUGUAUGUAGAAUAUAAUAUAGGGGGGCUGUGUAUCUGUAUGUAGAAUAUAAUAUAGGGGUGCUGUGUAUUUGUAUAUAGAAUAUAAUAUAGGGGUGCUGUGUAUCUGUAUGUAGAAUAUAAUAUAGGGGUGCUGUGUAUAUGUAUGUAGAAUAUAAUAUAGGGGUGCUGUGUAUCUGUAUGUAGAAUAUAAUAUAGGGGUGCUGUGUAUCUGUAUGUAGAAUAUAAUAUAGGGGUGCAGUGUAUCUGUAUGUAGAAUAUAAUAUAGGGGUGCAGUGUAUCUGUAUGUAGAAUAUAUGUUCUAUUAGUGUGUUUCACAGUGUAGUCUGCUUACACAGUAUAGUUUGCGGUUUAUCAUGUAUGAACAUGUAGGAGAAGGCGUGAGUUGAUGAAACACGCUGUGCAUUAAUUUACGAAGACUGCUUAUGUUUACUUUCAUAUUCAAUUCUAGUUAUCAAAGGCACACUAUAGGCACCAUAACAACUUUAUCUUAAUGAAGCAGUUUUGGUGUAUAGAUUGUACUCCUGCAGUCUCACUGCUCAAUUCUCAGCCAUGUAGGAGUUAAUUGAUUUUUGUUUAUGCAGCCCUAGCCAUACCUCCCCUGGCUGUGACCGACACGGCCUGCAUGAAAACAAAAUGGUUUCACUUUCAAUCAGAUCUUACAGCACAGUGUGUUUACUUUACGUUAGAAGUUCUCCGCAGGUUCUGUUAAUUGAAUUUUAAUCUCAAAUAUUUAUUAAAUUAAAGCUGAAUUAACACUCUAUAUGUAUAUAGCGCUCAGCUCUACUUCAAUUUUUGGUUUAAUUGGGUAAAUAUUGUUAUUUAGAAUAUAAAUUAAGAUAACACACAAAGUGGGAAGCAGCUGUAGGAAUAAUUAAGAUAAAAUGUAUUAAUAGAGUCACAAAUACCGCUGGUAUAUCGUUCAUGUUUUUGAUGCAUUCGUGUUAUUAUUAAAUCGCCUAAACCUUCUCAGAACAGCACCGCCUAAAAUUAAAGUGCCCCACUUGUCCAUUUGAAUGCUGGAAGGUAUGCUAAUCGCACUGCAGGUUCUAGCAGGUUAUUAACAGAGAAAGUGAUAAGCAAUUCUAUAUUAAACACAUUGUGCAAUAAAGGAAGUGUUUAGGAAGGCUGUGUAAAUCACAUGCCGGGAGGUGUGGCUAGGGCUGUAAAGACAAAGUGAUCUAACUCCUACAUGGCAGAGAAUUGAGGAGUGCGACUGCAGGGGGAUGAUCUAAACACCAUAACCACUUCAUUAAGAUAAAGUUGUUUUAAUGUUUAGAGUGUCCCUUUAAUUUCCCAAACUGAGAUAUAAUAGUAUUUUAUUGCAUGACUAAAAUUUAGAUUUACAAAGGCACACGUUAUGUAGUAAUAAAAAUCCUGGGAAGAAAAAUUCCCCUUUUUUUAAGGUUUAUUGCUCACAUAGGAUAUCUCGUUUUAAUUAAAACUUUAUAUAAUUUGCCAGAAAACUAAAAACUGGAUAAAUACUCUCCUUUUCCUACUGCAUUUUAAACAAUAGAUGGUAAUUGUAGAGUGACGUGACCGACUGAUUUGUAAACAACAAAGACGUUUUUUAGUGUUUAUUGAAAUGUAUAAAUUCAGCCUUUUUUUUUUUUUAACUCCCCCUUUCUAUAUUUUACCUUCCAGCUCUGCCUCCGAAGCUCUCCCAGGAUCCAGGCACUUGUGAGUUCCAGACCGGACCCUGCGAGAUGCAGCCAGCCUGCCCCUCUCAAUGCUGCUGUGCCUGCCACCAGCACAGACCAGGCCUGGUAUUGGUCUGGGUCCCAGAAUCCUUUGUUUCCCAAACUAACAGUGUAAACGAGGCCUCUGAUUCCUCUGACGAUGGCGGCAUAUUUAAUCGCAUCUUAUCUAUUAACGCUGACUCUGAUGAAGGAAAAUUGGGUAUAUUAAAAUCUAAGAUGUCCCCUAGUGGCAGCUACCCCGUGAGGCGGCGGUCACAGAGAUAUGGGAACGGCAGUCAGGUUAAUGAUGGGGAUAAUGUUUCAGACUCCAGAAACAGUGUUGUUUUAACCUCUUACAAGUUCACGAGUGAAUGCAGUGUAAAUGGGGAUUUGGCUUGCCCAACCCCUGAAGAGCUAGUUGUUCUGCCUCAGAGGAAGCCUCUUGUUCCACCGCAUAGGAAAUUGUGGACAGAUGAAUGUGUUGAUUCUGUUUCUGAAUCUUCGGAUUCAAAAAAACUGGGUUUGAAAACAAAGUCUAAGGAUGGACAUUUAUCUGAGGUAGCUUCCGGGGAAGAAAUAAUAAAGACUGGCCUUCACACUGUUAAUGGUCCACCAGAAGUAUUGUCCAAGGACUUUGGGCUCCAUAGACCUAUUGACUCUGCACCUGAGCUUCCUCAGUCUGGACCACCUUGCUUGAGAAGCCACAAACCAAACACAGAUCAAACCGUAGGAACCCCUUCUCACAAUUUAGAGUCAAACUUUGAGACGGAUUCUUCACGUCCUGAAACUUUAAUGCUAAAAAAUACUAACCCUUUUGAAAUUCCACAUACAGAUGGUCCAUCAUGCAAGGAACAGGCAGACUCCCGUACCAGGAUUCGCAAACCUGCUCGUCGGAGCAAGUUGCCUCCUCCAUCUGUGAAUGGAGAGGAUCCCCCUUUAACACUUCCCCCCAAAGUACCCAGCAAGCCUCCUCGAGGAGCAGCACCUCCCCCUCCACUCGCACCACCCCCAUUUUUAAGGAAAGGAUCUUUAAAGAGGUACUCUGUGACUAACCCUGAAGAAAUGAGUGAGAGAGAUAAAAUGGGUUCAACAACAAGUCUGCCCCUUGAAUUGUCAAGUAGGACAAAAGGUAUCUGUACCAGCUCAUCAGACGACUCAAACGGUGAGUGAUGAUAUGCAAAUAUAGUGUUACUAAUAGAAUCAUAAUAACAUUAAAUCUUUAUCCAUGUAUUACUAUGUAACAUGUCUAGAUCUAAGAGAUUCCUGAGCUCUGUGAGUAGAGACUGGUGGGGCCACCAUGUUGCUCUUGAGAGCCUGGAAGCAAGACUUGCUCCAUUAAUGUAUGCUAUAGAUGCUAGAUAGGCAGUGGUUAAUCGAAACUGAGUCUUAUUGCCACAUGUUUGAAAGCAAAAAAACAUGUUUAUUUUCAGGUUAUGAUAUCUUUGACCUAGCGGACUUUGGUACAAGAAAGUUAUCACACAUCAUUUGACCAUAAAAUGUCUCUGUAUGUUCUAACCAGCCUUUAAAAACUCUUAAGCAGUAUGUAAGAGACACUGUCUUGAUUCAAUUGAGUAUAUUUCUUAAUGUGUAUAUUACAUAUUAUGGUAUUCAGAGUUGCCAUCUAGAAAAGAGGAGGCAGAGCACGUUCUAAAAAUUUGUUUUCCAAUAAUCCUUUGUUACAAAAAUAAUCAUUGUGCUGCAAAACCAUCCUGAUUCUUGUGAGGUCUCGCUCUUCAUUCUCCUGUUGCCUUAUAAUUUAGAGAAAUAAAAUUGUGAACAUUGGCAAAUAGGAAUCAUGGAGGAAAUAUGCUAAUUUGAAUAAAAUGCCACAAAUGUGCCUUAACAGACAUCUAUGUUGUUUGUAUAUAAUAACUAGAGUGACAUCUCUUGGGCAUGCUGGAUGUAGAAAUAUUCUUAUUGCAGAUUGACCAAAUUCUCUUUACAAUGCUCGAGUACAUCUUACGUUGUUUUACACAUGGAAUUAUUCAGUGUAGUGUGACCAGGGCUAUUUACUCAAGAGAUAUAUUUUGGGAAUUCACAGAGGAUUUUAAAUUGAAGGCUAAAGUAGUUGAACUAUUAGCAGAGCUGACAUGGAGAAUGUUUCUAGCAUGGCUAUAUAAAUUAAAGGGCACCUGUCAUGCCCCAAACAAUUAAUGCUCAUUAGAUAGGCCCUGGGGAGAUAGCGCAGUUAAGCGGACAAGGGCACAUGUAGGAGUGUGGGGAUAGAUGCAGGGGAGUUACUUGGGAAGUGUGUGUGGGAGGGGUUAGGUUUAAAGUGAGUUAGUGUGGAUGAGGUCUUACCUCAGUGCCACUUGGGAUACGGGCCAGCAAACAGCUUCCCGCCCACCCGCCCCUUUGUAGUUUUAGUUAGUCACAGUGAGCCGGGCGUAUGUCCUUGCCAAUUAAGUUUAAGGGGUUAUGUUUAAGGAUGGAGUAAGUUCAUUAUGUUUGCAGGUCUCAACCUCCCCUGCUUCAAACGGUUAACAUUAGGUUGCCGGAGGUGUCGUGCCCAUCGAGCGUGGAUAAGGUCAGCUGAUGGCGGGCUUUGUAAAGCUAUGAUUUUAUGACGAGGGGGGAGGUGAGAGGAAGUGGUGAUUAGGAACCACUGUAUGUUUAUUGGCAAGGACGGUUGGGUCACUGUAUAACACUAUGGGUGGAGUUAUAUAUGUAUAUAUGUUAAUUUAUGCUUAUUUAUGUCUAACGUUUUGGUUACAGAAAGAAGAGAUUUAAUAAAUAAAGUUAUGGAUGUGUUAUGCAGUAAUUUAUUUAUGUUAUAAUAAAUGCUGUGGCCUGUUCAUCCAUACUAAGUGGUCUGUCGUUGAUUGGGGUUAUUUAUGUUUAUGUGGCAUCGUAAUUCCCCGCUACGUACAUACAUGAGCAUACUAUAUUAUCUAUAACUUGUGCUGGCAGUUAAGAAAAUGUAAAGAUUAGGAGAAAAUCCUAUUUAAAAAAAUAGCUUUUUUUCCUCCCAGUUGUCGAUCAUUUCCUCAGCGUGCUGAGACAUUGGCUGACAAGGCAGAUCGGAAAAGGAGGUCCAUCUGCUCUCCUCCCAUAGCUAUCGCAGCGCAUGCCCUACUCCGUAGCUGGUGCUUCUAGUGCUGGCUAGGGAGUAUAGUAAUGGAAAGAUGUGAUGUCAUUCCUUUCUGAUGCCGGCACACUGGCAAUGAAGCCAUAUUGCUGACAUCACUGAGGAGAUUUCACCUGCUUGGGAAUACUACCCAAGAAGGGCAGAUCUAAGAAGAAUAAAGUCAGAGUGGAGGGGUGUACCUAGAGCAUUUAGCAACCGGAGCGAAUUUUGUCCCCUCAAGGCCCCAUUAGAGACCACAUGGAGUCUCAGGACCCCUUUCAUAAUCUAGUAAUAUAAUAUAUCUCUCUGAUACCAAGUAGGCUAUUCUCAUGUUAAAGGGAAAUUAUUGGCACCCAGACUACUCCAGCUCAUUGGUGUGGUCUGGGUGCAAUGUCCCUAUUGCAGUUCCAGAGAAACAUUUACAUUGCAGAGAUUAGUCUGCCUCUAGUGGCUGUCUACCAGACAGUCCCUGGGGGGGGGGCUUCCUGGAUGUUAACAGCAUUUUGGUUCAGUAACUGACGCUGGACAUCCAGCGUCCGCUAUUUCCCAAAAGGAAAGAUUUGAUGAAAGAUUUGAUUCAAUGCUUUCCUAUAGGGAAGCUUAUAGCGCUCGCUCGUCUGAGGACGUCUCUGUGAGCACUUCCUGUUGGACCGGAUAGGGAAACAGAACCUUCUCUACCACAGUUCGCCUGCCCGGCCAUGCUACAUUCAGUGACCGGCCGGUCACCGGGAGAUCGGGUACGCUUAGUACAUGAAGAGGUCCUGGAAUGGAGGAAAAGUGAGUAAAUCUUUAUAUCUCACAUUAAAUACAUCAGGUAUCUUUGUGAUAAAUGGAGUAUUUAAUGUAUAUUGGAGCGAUUUCAGGUAAAUUAUAUUAUUCAUAAAUGUUCACUUUAAAUCAAUUUGAAUUCACAACAAUUUUCACUUUAGUGAAUUCCUGACAAUUCAGACUUUAGUGAUUUGUCUCCUUUUUCUGAUAUUGUUCAAUUUAUAUUUAAGUUUUGGGAAUCUAAAUAUAUUUUACAUUUUUGUGUUGUGAAUAGUGAGAUUUAGGCUACAAUAUAUAUAUUGUCUGUGCUAUUUUGGGCUAAAAAUGUAUAAUACUUGUCAAUUUUCCUGGGUUCCUGUUUUUUUUUUUUUUUUUUUUAAAUAACCCUGUAAAUGUACAAUAUUGUGGUUUGUAAUGGCCUCAUUCCGAACAUUUGAAAUCUUCCACUGUGUAGAAACUCCUGCUCGGGUCUCUAGCUGGUUGAAAUCUCUGCCCUUUAAGAUGGUAAAUACCUCCUGCGCCGCCAGGUUUAUGGGAUUCAACCGAACCUCUAAACUGAGACAGUUUGUUUGCUUUUUAAAAAUCUGUGGGUAAACUUACUCAUUAAAGAGCAAUAAUUUCCUUUGUUAUAGCUGAUCUUCAGACCUGAUUCAUAUUUUCCAUCCAUUUAACAGAACUGAGGCUUUGCGUGCAAGAUAUUCAGUUAUUAUCCUUUCUAUCAUGACUAGGUUCAGACAUAGGGAACCCUCUGCUUUACCUGACCCAUCAGUGAGGAACCCCCAGACACAUGGGAUCUUGGUUGGGAGCUGUACCCAUAGACCUGCCGUUUGAAAAUAAAAAUAUUCAGGAUGUAAAACAAGGCUCUUAUAAGUGACAUUUCCUUUGCCGUGGCUUCCCACCUCUAUUAAUGUCAGGUUUUUAUUAUUAGUGUGAAAGCCCGCAGUGACACAGACCUCAUUUUUAGCGACAGCUGAUGGAUGACAAUGAGUUACUUGAAUCUUGUAUUUUCUGUAUUAUUAACUGUAUUUUCUAAUUAUACUUUCUGGCCAAGAACUCCGGGAUUCUUUAAUAGUUCCUCAUUAUAUAUAUAUAUUACAUAGUAUAUUAAAUAUAUGUUAUAAAUUAUACUUUUAUAUAUUAAAUAUGUAUAAUGAUUUCUACAAGUCACAUGUGAGUGUUUAUACUAACAAUCAAAAACUCCUAUAGAUUGCAGAUAAAUUGCAAUAAUUCAGUGUCCUGUUUUAACCCAUUUAUCUUAUUAUUUGUAUUUAGAUUUAAUGGACUCCUCUCAGGAAAGCUCUGUAUUCAGGUGAGGAUUCCUCAUUGACAAAGUGAAGGAAAGAGUUGAAUGUCUGUGAAUGAAUUAAAUGAUUUGGGGGUACUCUUGUGAGGGACCCCUGACACCAGUAAAUACGGCUGCGAUGGAGACCGUUUGGGGCUAAUUCACUCCUUUUCAGCAGAGACACCGUUUGGGCUAAUUCAAGGCCCUUUUCCAUUCUGUAAAAAUACUAGAUUUAGAAAUCUUGCUCUUAAUAAUAUCCUCCAAAUUACCUGAAUUACCCCAUUUUAAACUCCAUAAGGUGAAUAAACCCAGGUGUUUUUCGAGAAAAUCUUCUGGCAUAAUGAAUAGUUGAAGAUUUAUUCUUUAUAAAGUGUAUCCAUAUAUUGUUUGCAUGAUAAGGGCACUUACCUGCACUGAAAUAGACUCCUUAGGCUGAUUUGUACAUUAUUCCCAAAAGGAUUUUGAAAGCUGGCACUCUAACACUGUGUUGGCUCUCAUGUUUGUUUCUCGGAUUUGUCUUAUUGUCAGUUUGUCUCUGUGUACAUUUGUCUGCAUUCUCUGUUGCAGCCUGUAUCGAUUGAAUCUUCCUUUUAUCUCCUCUCUUCGAUAUAUUGUAACAAUAUUGAAAGAUUGCUUUUAAUCACUGCUAGGUCUCCAACCAUCAAGAGCCCAAGAUCCAUAGACUGGGAGUCUCACUUGCGGGACGGUGAGUGUAUAUGAUCUGUAUAUUUUUGGUGAUCCUAUUAGCACAGCAAUGUUAAUUAGUAUUAGAAUUGACACUAUUUUAUUGUGUGUAAAAUGCAGUCCCAUCACUGCAUAAAUUUGCAUCUGUCACGAGAUAUAAAAUGCUGUGAAAAGUGGCGGUAACCGUUUCCAGGAAUAAAUAUUGCGUUUUUUCACAUCCUUUUAAAAUAUUAAUAUCAAACACCAGGACCAGCAUGAAUAAAAUUAAUUACCGUAGCAGGUGUAUUACCCCAAACACACAAACAAAAAUUGCACCAUUAAAAGAUUAAGGCGAUUUCUGUCACUUUAAUUCACGAUUCCCAGCUCUGUUUUACAUAAACGGGACUGAAAGUCCAACCCUUACCUAGACCUCCGGCAGUCAAAUGCCAUGAUGUAAGCAAUGUGAUGGCUCCUUCUGUUUGCAUUUUAUUUAUUUAUUUUCACUUAUAGUCUUCGUGACUACUUGUCUACGCAGUGAGAGUGCAUUGUGGGAUAGUCCAAGUUAUUAAAUUAGUAUGGCUUGUAAUUAAGCUCCCACCUGAAAAAACUAAAGAUUUAGAGUUAAGGGUCUUUUACUUAGAUGUGAUUCAAGCAGAUUGUAUGAUCAGGAAUACUUGGGAAUAGCAUGAUAAAUGAUGCACGUCCUGGUGACGUCCGUAUGUCCAUCAGAUUGGGGAACAGUUUUUCAAUACUUUUCCUAUGGGUUGCACCGGCUGCCAUGUGUAUUGAGGCUCACGUUUAGUUCUCUCCGCAGCGCCUAUGCCCCUAGUCUGGCCAAGGUUUGGGUAUAGUGGCUCAUCCCUCCACAGCUGCCUGAAUAACAGUGCCUAGCUAUUACAGACACAUAUCAGUAUGUGCUUUUAUAGCAGGAACAAACUGGCUUCCAAGGGAGGAAUGAAAUGUAGCAGAUUAAGCACUAAAAUUAGGUUAAGAUUCACCAUAAGUGACAUGUUGUGACAUAGGGCUAUAAGAUGCUUAGCCGACCACGAUCAUGUGAUCAAAGUCCCGUACUGUCCACGUGAGAUCGCACACAGCUGUUAGAAGAAGUUCUGUUAAUGUACAGGAAUGUUUUGGAUGUAUAUGGGGUGUUUGUUAAUUCUCAUCGUGGCUGCUAGAAUAUUAUUGACCUUUUUUUUUCUGGAGUAAUUUCCUGUCACUAUCUGUAUUUUUAUUGUCGAAGCAAAAAAAAAAGUUACAAUUUUGAAAAUGUCAAACAAUAAUAUAACCACCUAAGGUGCAGUAAGGUUACAAUAAAAGUGGUAUUUACCUUUCCACGUUGAAAAGAUCGGUAUAACGAUCGGUAUAAAGGAUUCCUCUUUAUCCUCAAACAAUAUAAACAAACUAAUGUAUACCUAAAAUACGAAAAACCACUCCGAUGGUAAUACAGUAAAUAAAACCUUCAACCAUAUAUCAUUGUAAGUGUUCCUACUGUAUUACGCUAGGAGUUGUUUUUCGUAUUUUAGAUCUACAUUAGUUUAUUUUGAAAAUGUAUUAUUAAUGUCCGGGCCAGUCUCGGAGCAAGAUGGACACUCGUAUUGUGGGAGCAGUUCUAUAGCUAGAAAUACUGCCCGACACAGGGACGGGGAUACACCCAUACCAUAGCAGUGGGGUCUGGUCUGGACAGAGUAUUGACGCGCCCCACUCCAUGGACACUAGUUAUCACGAGGGGUCCAGUGCCCCAAGCCAGCUGGGGAGACCAGAAGUGUUUUUGUCCCAGGAUAUGGGAUACUUUCUUUGUCUCAUUCUAUUGAUUUCAUAAAAGACUCUGGAUAUGAUUUGUGUUUUUUUUUUUUUCUCAGAUAUUAUAUUACCAUUCUCACCUUAUUCUUACAUUUUUGCUGCCAUUAUUUCCUUGUUAAGAGAGAGAGAAAGACAUGCUCUAUUUUUGGUUCUUUUGUUUUUACAAUUUCUUUAGCAAACAUUUACCAUAAUAAUCCAGUUUCGUCCAGUCCUGUAUUCUUGUGAAUCAGUUACUACAGAACCUGUGUUCCUCAGUGGGGAAUAAAUGCUUUCUAAUGGUUUUUUCUUUUAAAUUGAUUAAAUGAUCACUUAUUUCCUCACUACUGCCUCAUCCCCAUCACAGCUCCUAUCUCCAAUAUAUGCACCUAUUGCCCCUUUCACCCACUACCGCCCUUUCACCCCUAUCCCUCCCCUACAACCCUAUCCCUCCACUACAGCCCUAUCCCUCCCCUACAACCACUACAGCCCUAUCCCUCCACUACAGCCCUAUCCCUCCCCUACAACCACUACAGUCACUAUCCCUCCCCUACAGCCACUACAUCCCUAUCCAUCCUCUGCACCCACUACAGCCACUAUCCCUCCCCUACAGCCACUACAUCCCUAUUCAUCCUCUGCACCCACUACAGCCCCUAUCCCUCCCUUACAACCACUACAGCCCCAUCAAUCCUCUGCACCCACUACAGCCACUAUCCCUCCCCUACAACCACUACAGCCCUAUCAAGUCACUACCCCUGCACCCAAUAGAGCCACUAUCCCUCCCCUACAGCCACUACAUCCCUAUCCAUCCUCUGCACCCACUACAGCCACUAUCCCUCCCCUACAACCACUACAACCCUAUCCCUCCCCUGAACCUACUACAGCCACUAUCCCUCCCCUACAACCACUACAUCCCCAUCCAUCCUCUGCACCCACUACAGCCACUAUCCCUCCUUUACAACCACUAUCCCUCCUGUAGCGGAGAUACAAUAUUCCCCGGGUUAUCUCCACUUAUGAUCGCAGUGAGGCUCAGGAACAAGUAAAUUAUAAAUCCACAGGCAAAGUUUCCUACAGGCAAAAUAAUCCAAUAGUAUCCCCACAGCAAUCCCAAUAACUGGACGACACACAGCAUCAGGAGCAGAACUGACAACCUUUAUUCCACAGUGCCUUAUAUAGCAUGCUCCCAUGCAAGGGAGGGAUUUCCAUUCAUUAAUACAGUAGCCAAUCCUGCAAUAGUAACCUCCCACACAUCUCCUCCCCUCAGCCGGCAUCAUAAUCCCCUUAUCCAGUACAACAAUUCCCCCCCGUUUCUGGAUGUACCCCUAAACCUAGGGGUACCCCUUUAAAUUAUACAUCCCCUGGUAGCCCUGAUCUGGGUGAACAACAUAUCCAAAAAUCACACAGAUCGGACCAGGGGUUCGGGAAUUUCCUGGAGGGAAUAAAAUGACUGACCGUGCUGGAUGAACUAGCCGAAUUGGGCUCCAUGCGAUGGGGCCCUGAGGUCGGUCCUGGAAAAGGCAAAUUAAGUACCUGAAAGCCUCCAGCUAUAGAGGCUCAGGAGGGUUUGCCUGAAUCCCCUCGUUUGGUUGAUUAUGCCUACUGAACGAGGAGCCGUUCGGUAGUUUGGAACCGAACGGACCGGGCUGAUGGAGGUCUCAGCGGUGUUCGCCUAGUCGAGUGUCCGUUUUGAGUUCCAGACACUCGACGGCAAAACACCGCUGUUCGGGGGGUUAAGAUGGCCGCCGCCACGUGUUUGUUUCUCGAAUGGCGGCCACCCCCGAGAACAAAGGACGGCUACUUCACUUGUCAAUUACCCGUUCGCAACAAUGUUGCAACGGGUAAUUGAAGGCACACUUCACACAGGGGAGGUCUGACUGUUCGGUAGUUUCAUUCGAACAAACUAAGGGAAUGAAACUACCUAACAUUCAGACGAAUCCAAUACAUUUUACCAAUAGAACUUGGCUAUUUUACACGAAUACAUUCCCUUACUGCAUAGACAUUUAGCAAUUAGACGAAUACAGGUUACACAUAAUACAAGUCCCAGGGCAGCUCAUGGCCAUCCGCUACACCUCCUCUACAACCACUACAGCCUCUACAACUUAUACAACCCUAUCAAUCCUCUGCACCCACUACAGCCCCUAUCCCUCCCCUACAACCCUAUCCCUCCCCUGAACCCGCUACAGCCACUAUCCCUCCCCUACAACCACUACAUCCCUAUCCAUCCUCUGCACCCAUUACAACCACUAUCCCUCCUCUACAACCUUCUACACCCACUAAAGCUCCUAAUAGCUUUCCCUCCCCUACAACCACUACAGCCCUAUCCCUCCCCUACAACCACUACAGCCCUAUCCCUCCUCUACAACCACUACAGCCCUAUCAAUCCUCUGCACCCACUACAACCCUAUCAAUCCCCUACAAUCACUACAUCCCUAUCAAUCCUCUGCACCCACUACAGCCCCUAUCCCUCCCCUAUAACCACUACAACCCUAUCCAUACCCUGCACCCAAUACAGCCACUAUCCCUCCCCUACAGCCACUACAUCCCUAUCCCUCCCCUACAGCCACUACAUCCCUAUCCCUCCCCUACAACCACUACAGCCCUAUCCAUCCUCUGCACCCACUACAGCCCCUAUCCCUUGCCAUGCGAUCACUAUGUAUAUAAUUAAGUGAUGGAAAUUAUUAGUGCCACUAGUUUUGACUGUAGUAUUUUAUGUUCCCACCCCAGUAGCUACUGUCUCCUCACACUGGUUUCUGGGGUAUUAGAGAAGGGUGCUGCCUGCCCAGUGGUGCCUUGGUUAUUAGAGGGUGGUUACUGUCUCUCAACUGGUGUCUGGGGUAUUAGAGGAGGGUUACUGUCUCUCCACUGGUGUCUGGGGUAUUAGAGGAGGGUUACUGUCUCUCAACUGGUGUCUGGGGUAUUAGAGGAGGGUUACUGUCUCUCCACUGGUGUCUGGGGUAUUAGAGGAGGGUUACUGUCUCUCCACUGGUGUCUGGGGUAUUAGAGGAGGGUUACUGUCUCUCCACUGGUGUCUGGGGUAUUAGAGGAGGGUUACUGUCUCUCAACUGGUGUCUGGGGUAUUAGAGGAGGGUUACUGUCUCUCAACUGGUGUCUGGGGUAUUAGAGGAGGGUUACUGUCUCUCCACUGGUGUCUGGGGUAUUAGAGGAGGGUUACUGUCUCUCCACUGGUGUCUGGGGUAUUAGAGGAGGGUUACUGUCUCUCCACUGGUGUCUGGGGUAUUAGAGGAGGGUUACUGUCUCUCCACUGGUGUCUGGGGUAUUAGAGGAGGGUUACUGUCUCUCAACUGGUGUCUGGGGUAUUAGAGGAGGGUUACUGUCUCUCCACUGGUGUCUGGGGUAUUAGAGGAGGGUUACUGUCUCUCCACUGGUGUCUGGGGUAUUAGAGGAGGGUUACUGUCUCUCCACUGGUGUCUGGGGUAUUAGAGGAGGGUUACGGUCUCUCCACUGGUGUCUGGGGUAUUAGAGGGGGAUACUGCAGGGGGUUGGGGUGGUUACUGUCCUUCCAGUGUUGUCUGGGGUAUUUGGGAAGGGUUAUUGUUUGCCCACUGGUGUGUGGGGUAUUAGAGUGCGUGUGGGGGGUACAGUCUAUGCUCUAGUAUCUGGGGUAUUAUAGUGCAGGGGGGGUUGGGGGUGAUACUGUCCUCCCAGUUUUGUUUGGGGUAUUUGGAAAGGGUUUUUGACUACCCACUGGUAUGUGGGGGAGGGUUACUGUCUGCCCGGUGGUUUCUGUAGAUGUUGGAGCAUUGAUGAUGAAUGCUAUGUGGAGACCUGGUCCUAUUCAUCACAGAGCUCCAGAGCCUCAAUAUACUAAAAGUCUAGACCAUCACUGGGUGGUAACCCUUUAUCCAGGAGUUAAUGUUCCCAAUCUGACUGUAGCACAUACUUCUUCACUACAGUGGAUACUGAUCCGUGAAAAUAGUUCCAUGGCAAUUAGGAUGAUAUUAAUUACUAAAAAUAUUUUAAACCGUGGGAGAUAGAACAAAGUAAAGAUCAUUCUUUUUUUGUUCUUCUUGGGACUCCUGUAUAAUAACGACGUUCUCUGUACAUAUUGUAUCCGCUAAAAAAGCUGUUUCAUGUGUUCCAUUUCUAGAAUUUAAAUAUUAACUGUUCCCACUCAGUAGAGAAUGUGUCUAGCAUCCACAGUGGUGGCUGUGUAGGAGAAGGCAGAUGAUAAUACGUGUCUGUUAGUCCACCCAUUGUACAGCGCUGUGGAAUUUGUUGGCACUUUAUAAAUAAUAAUAUUACAGGUAAGUAUAUAUGUAUAAGCGUGUCUUAAUGCUAUGAACCAAGAGAUCCUAUUCGAUGUGGUCUCUGUACAAAGCUUGUACAUCUGAUAUAUCAAUUCUGUUUGUCUUCUUUUUAGAGCCACUCUAUCAGACGUACCGCCAGGCUGUGAUCACAAAGGAGAUCAGAAGACAGACCGUGACCCGAAACAGCAGCUUCACCAGCUACGACUACUCCCAUGACAGCCCUGUCUCAUCUGGCGGCUCCCCAAAACAAGGACGUAGGUCAGCAACGCAACACAACACGCUGUGGCAGGAGCUGCCCGCCGUCCGGGAGAGCGGCGUGCUGGACGGGAUGACAAACGAGCAGAAGAAGAUGCAAGAGGUGAGCGUUUAUAAACGCUGGGUGGGCACGGAAUCAAACAAACCUCUAAAUCACUAAAUUCCUCUGACAUGGCUAAUGUGGCAAAUCUAGCCACUUGGACAUUAUUUAUGUACUAUCGCUUUAAGGGUUGCCUGUAUGAUUUUCGUGUUAUGUGUGUUUCUGGGUAUACUGUAAUACGAUUGUGUAGCUUUGUAUUGCCUGCUGAAAGCAGAUAGCUGAUUCCCUUUCGUUUCACGAACGGCACUUUUGCGGGCCGUUCGUGAACCGAAAUAACCACCCUGUAACAGCCCACACAUUGAGAGACAUGUGGCGCUCGUUAACAGAUUGCAACAAUGUUGCAAUCGGUAAUUAGAGGCUCUCCUAGGUGGCCAUCUUGGAUCCUUUGUUUCCCCAGCGGUGUUUGGUCGUCGAGCGUGUGGUACUAAAAACGGCUACUCGACGGCGCGAACACCGCUGAGCUUACAGGCCGUUCGGCAGUUCCGGGCCGUUCGGUAUUUUGUUCCCCAUAUAGCAAUCGGUCUUUUAAGUGUGUGUUUUAAUGAAUAUGUUUUUCGUGCGGCGUUCGGUUGUUUUAGCUGGGAUCGGAGCAGGAAUCUCACGAAUGAUGCGCUCAGACCCCAGCUAUCUACCGAACGUCCAUUCGUGCAAAUAGACCUAAUAUUCGAAAAACUGUAUAUUUUAAAGUAAAUUGCCGGUUCUGCUGCACGGAGGGAUAAUCCACUUAACAGUAUAUUCCAGUGGGAGGAUUCCUCUCAUGCAGCAGUGCCUUAUGGGAGGAAGGCUCUGUACAUUAAGUUCCCCACGUAGUCCACCCCUGGAAUACCCCUGGGAUAGGACUCAGGAAACCCCUUGCAUGGGGAAUUGGAUAAAUUGUGGAGCCUGUGAAUAAAGCCUUCAGUUGACUGAAACUGUGUUUCGUCCGGUUACUGGGAGAUUGGGGAUAUUGCCUUGCUUUUCAGCGCUUGACUGUGGAUUACCUUUUGAACCAGCGUAGAUCGUGGGAUUUAAUAUUCCCGCUCCGCUACAAUUGCCGCUCCACUACAGGUAAAAUGACCAACGUUGGGCAAAUAUGUGUCCGUGGUCAUUCAGAUAUUGUGUGCUUUGAGCGGUGCAUAUUUGUUGGGUGAUGCAUUGCGAUCCCGAUCCCAAUGACAAGGUGUGUUUCUGUGUUACACCUGUGGGGUAUAUAUUCUUGGGAUGACUUUAAAGUGUAGAUAUUUCUUAUUAAAAUAGUGUCCAUUCCAUCUACAGUCACUCAAUUCUCAGAAUAGAGAACUCCGCUGACAGCGUUGUAUGUGAGCUGACCACCCGAUGGCAAGACUGGGAAAAAACUCUAUGCUUUUGGAUAAUUUAGAAAUAGAUCAACUCUUUCACUUCUAAGGAUUGUUUUUCUCUUUUAAUACAUUUUUAUAUGUCUGUAUUGACAGCAACAACACUGUGAUACAAAGCAAAUUUAAAUGUCCCCAUAUCACAGGGGUAACAAAGAGAGAGCACUGGGGACAAAUAAUGUAUAAAUGACGAUGGUGUGUUUAUAAAUACAGACCGAAUUCAUGCAUAAAUCUGAUAUUCAAUAGACCCCAGAAAUGUACCAUUGUCCCCUUACUGUAGAGUUGUUUUGGUUUGUCAUAUCCCACUACUGACACCUGCUUGUUUUUAUUUUCUUUCUAGAGCAUGUUUGAAGUUUUGACAUCGGAGGCAUCUUAUCUCCGUUCACUUAACGUGCUGACCGAACAUUUUCUGGGAUACCGAGAUCUUCUCGAUUGCUUAAUAAUUAGAGAGAGAAAAAUUCUCUUCUCCAACAUUCUUAAAGUCAAAGAGGUCAGCGAGAGGUGAGUCAGAGAAUGUGGUGCGACGUUGGUCUGUACUG
Messenger RNA from Pelobates cultripes (western spadefoot toad), 37553 nucleotides. The record is from the annotation of a GenBank genome assembly. Lineage: Eukaryota; Metazoa; Chordata; Amphibia; Anura; Pelobatidae.